AUGUCGUCGGAUACAUUAUCAAAUGGACAUCAAACGUCACCUCCAACUUCUGAUCGCGAAACCGAGUCUGCCGAAUCUUCGAAAGCAACCGUUAAGAAAAAGAAGUCUUCUAAGAAAGGGUAUCGACAUCAUAUAACUCCCAUACACACUACGGUCGCUCCCUCUGUACUGUCAAAGGAUGCACCUCCUGCGAGUUAUCGUGGAUUUAUGAACCUAGCAAUGCUCAUCCUUGCUGCUAGUAAUGUUCGACUGAUUAUUGAGAAUUAUCUUAAAUACGGAUUUCUAAUGUCUAGACCUGGUACUUUUGUGCCUCCUUCAGACUAUAUUCUAUUUUCAACUACAUUUAUUGCCCUGCCGUUCAAUGUAAUCUUUGCGUAUCUCAUUGAGAAAAUGGCAAUCAAGCCCUUUCUCGCUGAAUUAAAGAGAGCUAAAGCCCAAGAUCAACAACCAACGCUGACUCCCAAAAUUCUAUCCAUCAAUCGACGAGCAGGCAUAUUGCACGUCAUUAACAUCACCAUCACAAUUUUAUAUCCGACGUUGAUGUCAUACUAUGCCAUUUUUCAUCCAUUUCUUGCGACCGUGGUUUUAUUUGUCGCGGUCAUGCUGUUCUUAAAACUUGUUUCUUAUUCUCUUGUCAAUAGAGAUCUUCGUCUUAAUCAAGUAUCCUCGCAGGAUAAGAAUCUGGAAGGCUUCUACACCGUUGCUUAUCCUAACAACAUCACGCUUGGCGAUAUCGUAUAUUUCUGGUUUGCCCCGACGCUCUGCUAUCAGCCAUCGUACCCGAGGGCACCUCAAAAGUUUAGAUUGGGAUUUUUUCUAAAGAGAGCGGGAGAACUAUUAAUUGCAUGUACGAUGAUGUAUUUCUUAAUUGAGCAAUAUGCUAAUCCUACCUUGAAGAACAGCGUUCGUGCUAUGGAUGAGUUGGCAUUGGUUAACAUAGUUGAAAGGCUGCUAAAGUUGAGCACCACGAGUCUGCUCAUCUGGUUGUUAAUGUUUUAUGCCUUCUUCCAUUGUUAUAUGAAUGUAUUGAGUGAGGCCCUGGAAUUUGGAGAUCGUACUUUCUAUCUCGAUUGGUGGAAUUCGGGAUCCUUGGAAACCUAUUGGCGUCUGUGGAAUAGACCAGUUUAUCAUUGGUUCAAGCGCCAUGUGUAUCUUCCGUUGGUCGGCCAAGGCGUCCCGCCUAUAGUUGCAACAUUGACUGUAUUCACUAUUUCUGCUGCUCUCCAUGAGCUUAUGGUUGGAGUACCAACUCAUGCCAUAAUGGGAUAUGCAUUCGGAGGAAUGAUGGCUCAGAUUCCAUUGAUUACUCUGUCUAAGCCUCUGGAGAAAUGGAGAGGCAAAGGUUCAACUUUGGGCAAUGUGUUAUUCUGGGUCAGCUUCUGCCUAGUCGGCCAACCAGCAUGUGUUCUUCUUUAUUAUUACCAGUGGGUAAUCACGCAUCGGGUCGAGCCAGUUUAA
This is a messenger RNA of Paraglomus brasilianum, 1458 nucleotides long. Lineage: Eukaryota; Fungi; Glomeromycota; Glomeromycetes; Paraglomerales; Paraglomeraceae. The record is from the annotation of a GenBank genome assembly.